Closterium sp. Naga37s-1 is the source of this 1125-nucleotide messenger RNA. The record is from the annotation of a GenBank genome assembly. NCBI's taxonomy places the organism in Eukaryota, Viridiplantae, Streptophyta, Zygnematophyceae, Desmidiales, Closteriaceae.
AUGGCACAUGGCCGAUUCAUCUCCUGCACUUCCCUCUUCAUCUCCUCCCUCUUUCUUGCCAAUUCCGCGCUCAUUUCAUCCCCUCCGCUCCUCGUCCCCUCCUGCAGAUCUCUCAAACCCGAUUCACUUUUGCUCUCAGCCAUGUGUAACUGCUUGACCAUAGCAUCCUUAUGUUCAGUCACCUCCUCCUUCCCUGCAUUCAACUCUCCCUUUGCUGCAUUCAACUCUCCCUUUGCUGCAUUCAACUCUCCUUUUGCUGCAUUCAACUCUCCCUUUGCUGCAGUCAACUCUCCCUUUGCUGCAAUCAACUCUCCUAUUUCUGCAAUCAACUCUCCCUUUGCUGCAUUAAAAUCUCCCUUUGCUGCAUUCAACUCUCCUUUUGCUGCAUUCAACUCUCCCUUUGCUGCAGUUAACUCUUCCUUUGCUGCAGUCAACUCUCCCUUUGCUGCAUUCAACUCUCCUUCUUCUGCAUUCAACUCUCCCUUUGCUGCAUUCAACUCUCCCUUUGCUGCAUUAAACUCUCCCUUUGCUGCAUUCAACUCUCCUUUUGCUGCAUUCAACUCUCCCUUUGCUGCAGUCAACUCUCCCUUUGCUGCAUUCAAAUCCCCUUUUGCUGCAUUCAAAUCCCCUUUUGCUGCAUUCAACUCUCCCUUUGUUGCAUUCAACUCUCCCUUUGCUGCAUUGAACUCUCCCUUUGCUGCAUUCAACUCUCCUUUUGCUGCAUUCAACUCUCCCAUUGCUGCAGUUAACUCUCCCUUUGCUGCAGUCAACUCUCCCUUUGCUGCAUUCAACUCUCCCUUUGCUGCAUUCAACUCUCCCAUUGCUGCAUUCAACUCUCCCCUGGCUGCAAUCAACUCUCCCUUCGUUGCAGUCAACUCUCCCUUCGCUGCUGCCAACUCUCCCUUCACUGCUGCCAACUCUCUCUCGCUCUUCUCCACCAAAGCAGCAGUCACCGCACUCCCCUCUUCCACAACACCCAGUGCACGCCUCAACGUGGUGGAUUUUUGCAAGGAUGUUGCGGGCGAGGAGAGUGCUGCUUGCCUCGUCCAGGCCAAGAAUCACUCACUCCACAAGAAGAGUCAUGAGGCGGCAGAGAGUGACACUCGCCACACCACACCUCUUUAA